This is a messenger RNA of Uloborus diversus, 1722 nucleotides long. RefSeq lists its product as uncharacterized. NCBI's taxonomy places the organism in Eukaryota, Metazoa, Arthropoda, Arachnida, Araneae, Uloboridae. The record is from RefSeq and is a predicted model, not a curated record. Bases 1 to 1722 code for a protein of 573 amino acids. The transcript has 2 exons.
AUGGAUACAAGUGAUGAAAUUAUUAGAGGAUUGAAAGCUCUUGGUGAGGAAGCAUCAAGUAGAGAUCCUUGGUUAAUUUAUUUAAUGCUUCAAAAACUUGAUUCAGAAAGUAGAAGGCUUUGGUCUUCUGAGACUGCUAACGUAGACUUUCCUUCUUUGAAAUCAUUUUUUGAUUUCUUGAAAACAAGGUGUUCGUCUCUUGAGUUAAUAAUGAACAACGAGUUAAAACAAGUAGAACCAAUGAAAAAUAAUGUUGGUAUAAAAAAUCGCUCAGAUGUCAGAAUUACUAAAAAUUGCAUUAAGUGCCAUGGAGUGCAUCCCUUGUUUAAAUGCGUGAAAUUUAAAAGCAUGGAUUUUAGUGGGAGAAAGAAUUUUGUAAAACGAAACCAAUUGUGUUAUUUGUGCUUAAAUUUGCACAGGGUAAAAGACUGUCCGAAUUCACAUUUAAAGUGUAUGCUGUGUCAAGGAAAGCACAAUACAUUAUUGCAUGAAAAUAUUAAGGGGAAUACUGCUAGUGUUUCUGAAUAUUUAGUUGAGAAAAAAAGAUUUCAAACUACCGUAGAAGAAAAUGACAAUCCACGAGAGAGUUUUUCACCUGAUUGUGAACUUGACUCUAACAACGUAAAUCGGGGUGUUAUUUCCAGUACUUCUGUAAACAAUACUAGAAGUGUUUCUUUUCUUCCUACUGCUCAAGUUGUAAUUCAGGAUAGUUCUGGAAAAUCUUAUACUUUCAGAUCUUUGCUGGAUUCAGGAUCUGAAUGCUCAUUCAUCAGUGAGAAUUUAAUGAAUGUGUUACGAUUAAGAAGAAAAAAUGAUAGAAUUUCUUUGACUGGGAUUGCUGAAGUGUCCGCUGGUCAAACUCGAGGCUCCGGAAUGCUUGACAUUGGGUCGAAAUUUUCUAAUGAGCGCAUCGAAGUUAAAGCAUAUAUUUUGAAUAAAUUAACUGCUCAGUUACCAUCUGAAUUUUUGGAUUUAAAGGACUUAGAUUAUAUUAAAGCUAUCAAUAAUCUUGCGGACAAAGAAUUCAUGCGUCCGCAACCAAUUGACAUUAUUUUGGGUUCCGACUGUUUUUUCACGAUAAUGCGAAAUGGUAAAAUUGUUGGUUCGAAGAAUGAACCCAUUGCCCAAAAUACGAUGUUUGGAUGGGUUAUUGCUGGAAGAAUUCUUCGUAGUGACAUUUCGUCUCCCAUUGCUCAUUCGCAUUUUAUUAAUGUCGAAGAAAACACAAAUAUAGAUGCAAUUCUUCAGAAAUUUUGGCAAACUGAAGAAUUCCCCGUGAAAAAGAGACUGCUAUCCGAAGAAGAGGAAUUUUGUGAAACUCAUUUUCAGACUACCUUUAAAAUUAAUGAUCAGGGUCGAUUUGUAGUCAAGUUGCCAAUUUACAAAGAUAAAUCAUUUUUUAUGAUUGAUUAUGAAAAAUUGGGACACAUGACACGUGCUGAAACAAGCCCUGACUUUUUAAACUCUGAUACAUACUUUCUUCCUCAUCAUGCUGUUAUCAAGAAUGAUAGUGUUUCUACAAAACUCAGAGUUGUUUUCGAUGGUUCAUGUAAGCCACCUGAUUCACAGUCCUUGAAUUCUAUCUUGGCUGUUGGUCAAACAGUGCAACCAGAUUUAUUUGCUAUUCUCAUGAGGUUUCGUAUGAAUAGAAUUGCAUUUUCAGCAGAUAUUCAACAGAUGUAUCGGCAAAUUCUUGUUGAUUUUGCGGAUCAAGAUCUAUAG